UUGUCAAACAUUCAGUCGUUUUGUAGAAGGGAAACCGUCCACUUGCCACUCACUGCUCGUCCUCAUAACUUGUAAAAAAAGCAGUAAAUAUCUAAAUAAAUUGUGAAUUUUUUUUACUAUCGCGUCCCCAGCAGCAGACUUUGAAGGAAUAUAAAUAUUCGUGGCACAUAUUUUCAGUAAGUAAGUAUCAGCCCCAAAAGAAAAGUGUCCCAUAAUAAUUUUUCGUCGUCGUCCCUUUUUUUGGUAGCCAUCGAAGGCAGUACUGCACGGAGAGAUUAGUGAAGAAAGACCAGACCAAACCACCACCAACUUUUUUUGGAGGGUGGGUUUUUGCCGGACUGAAGAAGGGUCUCUGGUAGGGUGUAUUUUGUAAAGUCUUUCUUAAAGAGAGGAUAGUGGUCGUGGUCGUGGUUGUGUCGUGCAUCUCGGGAUCAGAAAAAGAAGAAGAAGACCAUCAUAUACCAGGACUUUUGAAGUGGUGGUGGUGGUGCAUUAUUGUGUUCUUCUUGUUAAAGAUUCCUUGUUUGUUGGACGAACGAACGACGGUUAACAAGCUCCGCGUUCAUCAGUCGAGUGUUGCAGGUGCAAGGACGAAGACGUACGAGUUUCAGUGGUGGAUUGGAUUUUUGUCUCAUUUUUUAACUGAAAACUAGUGGUUUUAAAAGUUAGGCUUGUUACUUACACGACAUAUUUUUUGUUUAAGAGGAAAACAAUCUGCAAGAUUUUGAAAUUAUCUAUUUAUUUUUUUCCACGCUGCGAAAAAAGAGCCACGCUGUGAAGAGAACUGUACUUACACGAAGACAAGACAACCUGUUGCUAGAUAUCAUUGAGGUAGACAAUCAUCCAAACGAUUUUUAGAGCAUAAAAGUCUUUCUGCCGUGUAGUGAGUGACCACGAAGAAAGACGACAAGAUCUGCAUAAUCGUGAUUAUCUCUUGUUCUUUUGGUGUCAUCAUUCUCAUCUCAUCCGAACGAAAAGGAAGGAACAUUUUUGUUGUGAAAAGUUCAAGAUUUUACACUUGACUGCUAAAAAUAGAUGGUUUUGCUCUGAAAUAAAACCGAAAGUAUUUUCACACAUGUAGAAGACGCAUAAAUACAUUGGCUGGCACGAUCCUGACCUGAGCAACCUCAACCUCAAAAAAUCUGUACGGAAAAAAAAUCUAAUCUCAACGGUAGCUUGAUUUUAUUUCUACUUGGACACCAUUUUACUACUGGAGGGCUUGUGUUGACUCACGAAGUCGAAACAAUUUGGUGCGUGUGUGUGUGACUCAGAGAAAGAAGAAAAAUGACGCUCAAGAGGACGAUAUGCAUUUCAAUCGCCAUCAUUCUUGGCAUCCUGUUCCUAGUUCUGGGAGUUCUGAUUGUGCUCUUCUUCAGAGCUUUGGUCGACGCUUUUAUCGCCGGGGAACUCCCACUUCGCCAAGGGUCGCAGACGUUCGAACUGUGGAGUAAACCUCCCGUGCAGCCGAUGCUAAAAGUCUACUUUUUUAAUGUGACCAAUCAUAAAGACUUUUUAGAGAAUGGGGCGAAACUUCACGUGAAGGAAAUUGGACCUUACGUGUACAGCGAGAAAUGGGAGAAAGUUGAUCCCGUCUGGCAUCCAAAUGGGACACUUUCGUACCGGACAGUCAAAAACUUUACGUUCGAGCCAGAGUUGUCGUUUGGGUCGGAAGCAGAUUCAGUCCUGCUGCCAAAUCUGCCCAUGCUGGCUGCCGUUUCUCAAAUGGGACAUUCCACAAAGAUCGUGAAGAAGGCGGUGUCGACGAUUUUGGAUGUGUUGAAAAUGGAGCCGUUUUCCGUGCACACGGUGAAAGAAUUGCUUUGGGGGUAUGACGACCCUCUCCUCAAGUUGGCGAAGGGAGUUCUGCCCGCAGAUAAGCGAUUCCCAUACGACCAGUUCGGCUUCUUUGUGGGGAAGAAUAAUACGCCGAGUGAGGUGUACACGGUUCUCACGGGGAGAGAAGAAUUGGUGGACUUUGCCAAGAUUAAGAUUUACGGGGGCAAGGACAACUUGGGGGUUUGGGGGACGCCAGACUGUAACGCGAUCAAAGGUUCGGAUGGGACCGGAUUUCCUGCCAUGCUCACGGAAAACUCGACGGUUUUCAUUUAUCAGCCCGAUUUCUGCCGUUCUCUCGAACUUCGUGUGAAGAAUAGGCAGCCACAGAAGCAUGAAGGGUUUGAGACGUUGAGAUUCCAACCUGCCGAUCACGUUUUUGGAAGUGUGGAAGACUAUCCGGAAAAUAAAUGUUACUGUGAAAACGCUAAAUGUGCACCACGUGGAGUUUUCAACGUAUCUCAUUGUCAAUUCAAUUCUCCCGUCUUCCUUUCGUGGCCACAUUUCCUGAACGCAGAUCCAAAACUGUCCGAGAAUAUCGUCGGUCUUAACCCUAAACCAGAACUGCACACUUUCUACGUUGACAUUCAACCGAAAUUGGGCCUCGCAAUGCAAGCCAAGGGUCGUGUCCAGAUCAACAUUCAAAUGUCCAAGGUUGACGAAAUUCCACAAACUGCAAACUUGACGGACUUGCUCAUUCCUAUCGUUUGGUUUGAAGACGGUAUCGAACAACUUCCUCCCGUCGUGUUGGGUCUCCUCCGACAAGCCAUCAGCAUGCCAGAAGUGGCGGAAGCUGCCCUCUCCUACAUUCUUUUCGUCAUCGGAGGGCUCCUCAUCGUCGGAGGUAUCAUGUACUUUAUCAAGUACUCGUACGGCAGGACGAACAAGCUCGCCUCCUCGACAAACCACCCCCCUCAUUCCAAGGUCGACACAUUCCCCGUAAAGGGAGAGAAGGACAAUGAGAAGAACGGUGUGAACGGGAAGCACCAGUACAGCAACUCAGUCGAGAUGGAGGACAAGGUGAUCAUCACGAGUAAGGACGAGAAGCCAAAAAAUGGACUGAAUAAGGAAGUCGAAUCAGCUAUGACUUAAAGAGUCACUCACUUAUUACAUACUUUUUUUGUUGAAAUGUUACCAUUUUUGUUCUUCCUAUCCUCAUAGUUUUUAAGAUUAUAUCUUUUUUUUAAAUACAAUUCGAAUUCCGUCCUCGUGUGGCUACUAUGCAUUUAAAAGUUAAGCCAGACCUUCGCAAUUAUAAAAGUUCUUACAUCCCUAAAUCCUAAUCGUACUGGUAUUUUUUUCUUUUUCGGGUAAACUAUUAUAAUAUUAGUGAUUUUAAAAAAAAGUGUGUAACGUAAUGUCAGUGCGCCAACCAGUGCCAUAUUUAUGAGAAACCGACAUGACUUAAAUCUUUAUCAUUAUAAGGUAAAUAUCAAUUAAGAAGAAGACGUUUUUUAUUAUGUUAAAACUUUUGCAUAAAAAAUGUGAUAGUGAACAAGCGACUGUUCCAAUUUUUUUUGUAAAGUCCAAGAAGUUUCAACAAAGACUAAUUAAUUCAAUCAUGUAUUAGUAUUAUAAUUAAUUGUAAUUAUAUUUCGCAUCCUUUUUUGCUCAAAAACUGAUCUAUUUGUUUUUAUGUAAAUUUUAAACGUAUUUUUCUCACGAUUUUACAAAAUUUUAUGGGAUAAUUUUUUUACCAGAUUGAAAAAUCUCCUUGUUGCUACAAAUACUAAAUAUGGACGUUUUCAGCGAGUGAGGCACGUUCUUCGCUGCGUAGGAUUUGUGUAUAUUCGCAAUUUUUUUAGUCUAUUAAUGUAUUUAGCACUUCUUGAUGAGAUGAAAAUGCUGCUGUUGAAUCGUUCAGUGAAAACAGCCGAGUCAUUAUAUUCAUUAAAUGUUAAUUCUUUAAAGUUUGCUGAUAUUUUCAUUUCGUACACGAUUCGGAGAAAACUCUCAUCAUCAGUGUAACAAAAUAAACUUGUUCCUCCGCCAUGCAAUUUUUUUUCAACUACUUACUUAGCAAACUUUCUUAUAUGAAAUUUUUUGUUCCUGAUGUUUUUUUUCAAUUAUUAUUAUUUUUACGAAAAAGUGACAAAACAGAGAAUCAAAUCUAUGCCAUACAUACCCUCUGCUGAAUAUUGUAAACUUUUAAUUCCUCUGUAAAAUGCAGAUAUAAAUAUAUUUAAGGUUUGGUUAAUUCAUGAUAAAUAAGAUGUAAAUAUAUUUAGUCGAUGGCUGAUGAUGAUGAUAGUUGGUUAAAUCUAAAUUAAUUGUAUGAGUAGGAGUGAGUGUGUAGCACCGAGAAGAACAAGACCUACAUAUUUUUGGGAAGGAAGAAGGUGUCAAGAAGUUAAAUUUAUACGUUGCGUAUAAGAUUUUUAUCCAUGAAAAAAGUUCUAUCUGUAUUAUUGUUCCAUUAUGUUUAAUAAUAAAUAAAGUACAAUGUUUUGUUGACAAGAAGA
Folsomia candida is the source of this 4295-nucleotide messenger RNA. It is a transcript of the gene emp, whose product is annotated as scavenger receptor class B member 1. The transcript has 10 exons. Gene Ontology annotation, molecular function: scavenger receptor activity. The record is from RefSeq and is a predicted model, not a curated record. NCBI's taxonomy places the organism in Eukaryota, Metazoa, Arthropoda, Collembola, Entomobryomorpha, Isotomidae. The coding region runs from base 1285 to 2925 and encodes 546 amino acids. Gene Ontology annotation, cellular component: membrane; cytoplasm.